UAAACAAAAAUGCUGAUCAAUUUACCAACCUUUUGGCUAAACGAACUAUUGGCCAAAUUCGGUUAUUGUCUCUUUCGUUAUUUUUAUUGGUUGAUUUAACUAUUGUUCUUGAUGACGAAGUCCAACAAAUUCAUAAAAUCAUACCCCAAAUUGAUUCUGAUCUUAUUCCACAAAUACAUAAAACCCUUACUAAUGUGGUGAAUCAUACAAAAGAUGAAGAGAUUUUUCAAUCAAUUCGUGAAAUAACUGAAUCUCAAAAAACAAAUACAUUAAAGCUCUUUACCUCAAUGCGAAAUCCAAAAGGAAAACACGUUAAUCAAGUUAUUUCACCCUAUUUGCAAAAACAAGCGCUCGACUUUAUUACAGAUCCUCAAAAAGGUCAAGUUAAAAAACUAAAAGUCAAGAAUGCUGAAUUAGAGUCGUCAAAUAAGAAGCUAUUAAAAAAUAAUCAAAAUCUAAUAAGUAAAGCUCAGUCUUUAGUUUGA
Molecule: messenger RNA, 485 nt
Organism: Racocetra fulgida
Lineage: Eukaryota; Fungi; Glomeromycota; Glomeromycetes; Diversisporales; Gigasporaceae
Source: the annotation of a GenBank genome assembly